This is a messenger RNA of Venustampulla echinocandica, 378 nucleotides long. RefSeq lists its product as uncharacterized. Lineage: Eukaryota; Fungi; Ascomycota; Leotiomycetes; Helotiales; Pleuroascaceae. The record is from RefSeq and is a predicted model, not a curated record. The transcript has 3 exons. Bases 1 to 378 code for a protein of 125 amino acids.
AUGGCUGCAAGCCUCAAAAUUGGCCAACAGCUCGAAGAAAAAGUCGGAAGUUAUAUCGUCUCUGUGCAGGUCUGGACUGCCGCGAAAAGCAACUCUCAAGCUGGAAAAGUUAUUAUCAAGACAGCUCCGCAGGGACGCCUCGAAAACGAGCGGGAUGUUCUAAAGCGUUUCCGCAAUUGCCCAUACCUAUACAUAAAACCGGACAACAUUUUCGUCAAUUAUGACACCGGAUCAUCCCGCUUCACCGAUGUCCAACUAGCUGGUUUCGGUGAUGUUACUCGGAUAGAUCCCUUAAAUUACCUUAACGUCGGGAUAAAUGGACCCCAUAUGGGAGCUGCUAUCUUUAGAAGCCCUGAGGCCAUGAUGCAGCUCAGAUAG